Molecule: messenger RNA, 528 nt
Organism: Paraphaeosphaeria sporulosa
Lineage: Eukaryota; Fungi; Ascomycota; Dothideomycetes; Pleosporales; Didymosphaeriaceae
Exons: 2
Coding region: 229-528 (99 amino acids)
Source: RefSeq, a predicted model, not a curated record
GUCUAGUCCAGAUGUGUAGGCCGUCUGCUACAACUUUGCGCUGCUUGUAUAUCUUCCCAUUCGCUAAGACUAGUCACAGUAUUCCUCACAGCUUACGUUAUCUGCUCAUUGUUUUAUCACAACUUCUCUUAACGUGCCCUGGAUCGCAAUUCUUGGAAGUAUCCUGCAAUUAUCAUCCUGUGCUCGACUAGCCCUGUCUCAUUUUCUAUACCAGGCCCCGCGAUCAAGAUGUCUCUCAACUCAGAAAGCAUCAUCGGACUUGUCGCACUGCUCGUCACAAGCCCGCCAACCGUGUAUCUGCUAUACAAGCUUGCAACCGGUUCCCGUACCAGAGGAGAGACUUCUGAUCUCCCACUACAUCGCAACGAGGACCACGACGAGCCGCAGCACCGUAUGCAACCUCCCACCCUCUACCUCCAGCGCCAUGAGACAUGGUCAUGCUACACGAACAUCAUCGUAAAACCAACGGAUGCUCGCCAGAGGAGCAUGACGGCUGGCGAUGAGACGACGGCGUCAAGGGAAAUCUAG